AAUUAAAGAAAAAAAAUGGGACCUCUUAUGAUUUCUUCAUUUAAUUUUAUUUGGUGUGUUUUAUUAUUGGUUUUAUGUGCAGUUAGAAUCCACGUUGAAGCUAACGGUUGGCUUAACGCUCAUGCAACGUUCUAUGGGGCCAAUCAAAGUCCAACCAGUCUUGGAGGAGCUUGUGGUUAUGAUGAUACCUUUCAUGCUGGGUUUGGAGUGAACACAGCAGCAGUGAGCACCAUGCUUUUCAAAGAAGGGGAGGUUUGUGGUGCAUGCUACCAAGUUAUAUGUGACUAUAAAAUUGACCCAAAAUGGUGUCUUAGAAGUCGAAGUGUCACAGUAACUGCCACAAAUUUUUGUCCUCCAAACAAUCACGGAGGAUGGUGUGAUCCUCCACACCAUCACUUCGAUAUGUCCAUGCCUGCUUUCUUUCGCAUUGCACGACAAGGAAAUGAAGGCAUUGUUCCUGUCCUUUAUCGAAGGGUAGCAUGCAAAAGAAGAGGAGGAGUUAGGUUCACAUUGAAGGGUCAAUCAAAUUUCAACAUGGUGAUGAUAACAAACGUGGGUGGUAGCGGUGAUGUAAAGGGGGUGUGGAUAAGAGGUUCCAGAAGUGGAGCUUGGUUGCCAUUGCACAGAAAUUGGGGAGCUAAUUGGCAAAGCAGUGCAGAUCUAAGGAACCAAAGACUCUCAUUCAAGGUUACUUUGGUUGAUGGUAAAACAUUGGUGUUUCUCAAUGUAGUGUCUUCCAAUUGGAGAUUUGGACAAACAUUUUCAUCCCAUAAUCAAUUCUUUUAGUUUCUCAUAUGAGCUGGAAUGAAGACAUAUAUCAAACAUGUCCAACACCCUGCAAUUUUAAAAGGCAUGAGUGGAGGAUAUAUAUAUAUGAUAAAGUUAAUUUCUUCUAUUUUUUAAAAUUCAUAUUUUUUUUUAAAAGGAUGUAAUAUGGAUAUUCAGAAUCAAAGUAUGUAUCAUUAUUCAUUGUCAUGUGCUCUGAUCCAAGGGAGUAUUAAAUG
Molecule: messenger RNA, 1004 nt
Organism: Medicago truncatula (barrel medic)
Lineage: Eukaryota; Viridiplantae; Streptophyta; Magnoliopsida; Fabales; Fabaceae
Product: expansin-A12
Exons: 3
Coding region: 16-786 (256 amino acids)
Biological process (GO): plant-type cell wall organization
Cellular component (GO): extracellular region
Source: RefSeq, a predicted model, not a curated record